AUGGGUAUUCUCGCCCUGGUAGAAGACAGACCGACUCCCAGAGCAGUUUACAACUGGCGAGUAUAUCUGCUGGCGGCGGUGGCGUCUUGCACGUCAUGCAUGAUCGGGUACGACAGUGCCUUUAUCGGCACGACGAUCACAUUGAGUUCUUUUGAAGAUGAAUUCGGGCUCAACACCAUGAGCACCUCGCGGCUGGACCGAGUCAGCGCCAAUAUCGUCUCUGUCUUCCAGGCUGGCGCCUUUUUCGGAUCCUUCUUCGCUUAUCCCGUCGGUUACAUCUGGGGGCGACGGGUCGGACUGCUCUGUGCCGGCCUGAUUUUCAUGCUCGGCGCGGGUCUGAUGCUGGGUGCCAACGGCCAGCGCGGCCUGGGGCUGAUCUACGGCGGGAGAGUGCUGGCGGGGUUUGGCGUCGGCGCUGGGUCGAAUAUGGCUCCGAUUUAUAUCUCAGAGCUGUCACCUCCUGCCAUCCGUGGUCGAUUGGUAGGGACGUAUGAAUUGGGCUGGCAGAUUGGAGGGUUGGUGGGGUUCUGGAUCAAUUACGGCAUCUCCUUGCACAUCGCGCCAGGCCCGAUGCAGUGGAUGAUCCCCUUUGGCGUGCAACUCAUCCCUGCUGGGCUCUUUCUAAUCGGGCUCCUGUUCAUCCGGGAAUCGCCUCGCUGGCUGUUCUCCCGCGGCCGUCGCGAGCAAGCCAUCAAGAAUCUCUGCUGGAUGCGCCAACUCCCAGCAGAUGAUAUCUACCUGAUUGAAGAAAUCGGAGCAAUCGAUCAGGCGCUCGAGGAACAACGGGCCAGUAUUGGUCUCGGCUUCUGGAAGCCGUUCCGUGCCGCUGCAACGAAUAAGAAGGUCAUGUAUCGUCUCUUCCUCGGGAGCGUGUUGUUCCUGUGGCAGAAUGGUUCUGGCAUCAAUGCGAUCAACUACUACAGUCCGACAGUGUUCAAGAACCUGGGAGUCACGGGUGAGAACACCGACCUCUUCAGUACCGGACUGUUUGGGGUCGUGAAAACCAUCGGCACCACCCUCUGGCUGUUGUACAUGAUCGACCGGGUUGGCCGGCGCAUGCUUCUUAUGGUGGGAGCGGCGGGCAGCUCGGUCUGCUUAUGGAUCGUGGGGGGCUAUAUCAAGAUCGCUGAUCCGUCCAAGAACCCUACCGGCAAGAUUACCAGUGGCGGGGUGGCUGCCAUGUUCUUCUUCUACCUGUCGACUGCAUUCUAUACCCCGACGUGGAACGGUACUCCGUGGGUCAUCAAUGCGGAAAUCUUCGAACCAAACAUGCGAUCGCUAGCUCAAGCUUGUGCCGCUGGCUCGAAUUGGUUCUGGACCUUCUUUAUCUCCCGUUUCACGCCCCAGAUGUUCACCACGAUGAGCUACGGGAUCUGGUUCUUCUUUGCAAGCCUGAUGGCCCUCUCUGUCGUGUUCGUCUUCUUCCUCAUUCCCGAAACCAAAGGGAUUCCCCUGGAAAGCAUGGAUCAGCUGUUUGCGCACCAGCCAAUCCGGCAGGCCCAUGGGGUGCUGCUUCAACAGCUGCGUGAGGACGAGGAGCGGUUCCGCCAUGAUAUUGUCGAGUCGGGGGUGAUGGAUGAGAAGCGCCAUGUGGAGCAGGUUGAAGUUGUUGUUUGA
Messenger RNA from Penicilliopsis zonata CBS 506.65, 1617 nucleotides. RefSeq lists its product as hypothetical. Bases 1 to 1617 code for a protein of 538 amino acids. The record is from RefSeq and is a predicted model, not a curated record. The transcript is spliced from 3 exons. Gene Ontology annotation, molecular function: carbohydrate:proton symporter activity. Gene Ontology annotation, cellular component: membrane. Gene Ontology annotation, biological process: carbohydrate transport; transmembrane transport. NCBI's taxonomy places the organism in Eukaryota, Fungi, Ascomycota, Eurotiomycetes, Eurotiales, Aspergillaceae.